Molecule: messenger RNA, 763 nt
Organism: Dothidotthia symphoricarpi CBS 119687
Lineage: Eukaryota; Fungi; Ascomycota; Dothideomycetes; Pleosporales; Dothidotthiaceae
Exons: 2
Cellular component (GO): mitochondrial large ribosomal subunit
Molecular function (GO): structural constituent of ribosome
Source: RefSeq, a predicted model, not a curated record
CCAUCUCCCACCCCCUCAUCAACCGCCUCCGAAUUGCUCCGCACCCCACGACCUCUCCUUCCAUUGCAGUAUCGCAGCAGUACUAACGCAAGCACCCCCAGGAAGAUCCCAUGGCGCCUCUCCAGCAACCAGAAAUUCCGCCAGCGCAACCGUCUGCGCAAUGUCGACAGUGUGGUCGCGACGCUGGAUAAUGCGCUUGCGCGCCAGGGCCAGAGCAUGAAGAAGGUCGAGCGCUGGAAGGUCGAGAUGCCGACUGAGCAGGAGAUGUUGCCCAAGGAUAAAUACUCGGUGUUUGAUCGCAAGGUCAAGCGGUAUCGGAAGGGGAUACAUAAGGUGCCGAAGUGGACGAGGGUCAGUCAGAGACUCAAUCCCCCGGGUUUUUAGGAGGAGGGCGGAGAGCGGAGAGCGGAGAGCGAAGGGAGAGUCGGUGGGAUGUGUACACUAUCUUUGCUUAUACGCUGUGCAUCGGAUAUGGCGCUUUUGUGGAAACAAUAUGACAUCAAUCUUGAAAGUCCAGAUUCAGAGGCGUAUCUUUCUUUCUCAGCCUGUUGGGCUCGAUAUAUCAGUGACAGACCAGUUGUGUCUUUUAGCCAUUUGGUUGUUGCGCUGCAUGCACUUUUGUUCUUUUCCCAGUUCACAUACUUUCAAAGCCAAUCAAGAUAUGCCUUUUUCAAGUCUUCUACACCAAUUUCUCGAGUUUUGCGUAUUGAUGCCUAGUCUUUCCAUGUUUCAAACGUGUCUUCUUUGAACCUCGCAUGUCAGC